AUGUCAGCCAUCCGCUCUUCCGUCUCAGGUCUCGCCCGCACCUUCAAGCUCAACAGCUUGCCUGCCCUCCGAGUUUCUCGACUCCACACAAUCCCCUCGGCCGCCGCACCCCACUCACCAACACUUCCGACCUCGCGCAUCAGCCCAGGCUCAUUUCGCCAGGGGCUCACGCACAGCAAGUUCGGUAGCAGCCAAGGACAGUGCAGACUCUACGCCGCGGGCCCUAGGAACCUCGGCGAGACCGGAGGCAGCAAGAAUCCAUUCCCGGUUGUGCCCUUGGUAUUGAUAUUUACAGCCGGAAGUGGUGGAUUUUAUUUGUUGGUGAAUAGCCGAAAGGAAACAAUGCCCGCCACCGAGAAGACUCUUCCCCGCAGCCCUAAGAAGGCUAAGACUACGCCCACUUUCUCCCCUAAGGAUGUCUCCGUAAUCUUUGUCCUUGGUGGUCCUGGUGCCGGAAAGGGUACACAAUGCCAGAACCUAGUCCGCGACUAUGGUUUCGUGCACCUCUCUGCCGGCGAUCUGCUUCGCGCUGAACAGAACCGCGAUGGCAGCGAGUUUGGCGAACUCAUCAAAACAUACAUCCGUGAAGGCCGUAUUGUGCCCAUGGAGGUCACUGUUGCUCUACUUGAGAAUGCCAUGAAGGAGUCUAUUGCAAAUGGCCAGAACAGGUUUCUGAUCGACGGUUUCCCGAGGCAGAUGGACCAGGCAAUUAAGUUCGAGACCGAAGUGUGCCCAAGCGUAUUUACCCUCUUCUUCGACUGCCCUGAAGAGGUCAUGUUGGAGAGGUUGCUGAAGCGUGGUGAGACGAGCGGACGGGAGGACGAUAACAUUGAGAGUAUCAAGAAGCGUUUCAGGACGUUUGUGAACACUAGCAUGCCGGUGGUGGAUAUGUUUGAGAAAGAGGGCAAGGUUGUGAGGGUGGACUGCACCCAGGGAGUGGAAGAGGUCUACAGUGCGGUCAAGAAGGAGGUCUCGUCCAAGUUUAAGCCAAUGAAGGAGAAAGCGGUAAUGACCGCAUGA
Morchella importuna is the source of this 1020-nucleotide messenger RNA. RefSeq lists its product as uncharacterized. Gene Ontology annotation, molecular function: UMP kinase activity; ATP binding. NCBI's taxonomy places the organism in Eukaryota, Fungi, Ascomycota, Pezizomycetes, Pezizales, Morchellaceae. The transcript is spliced from 3 exons. Gene Ontology annotation, biological process: 'de novo' pyrimidine nucleobase biosynthetic process; CDP biosynthetic process; UDP biosynthetic process. The coding region runs from base 1 to 1020 and encodes 339 amino acids. Gene Ontology annotation, cellular component: nucleus; cytoplasm. The record is from RefSeq and is a predicted model, not a curated record.